AUGGAACAAAAUCACAACCCACAAUUUUCCUCCUCCACCACCGCCGCCGCCGACUCCACCAGAACCGGCAUUCUGGCGUCGGCGACGGGCGCGACCGAAGUAGAGCCGAGCUACCGAGGGGUCCGGAAGCGGAAUUGGGGCAAGUGGGUGUGCGAAAUCCGAGAGCCAAGGAAGAAAUCGAGAAUAUGGCUCGGGACAUACUCGACGGCCGAGAUGGCCGCGCGUGCCCACGACGUGGCGGCCCUCGCCGUCAAGGGCCCGUCGGCCUUCCUCAACUUCCCCCACCUGGUCGGCCGCCUCCCUCGACCAGCCUCCGCCGCGGCCAAGGACAUCCAGGCUGCCGCCGCGGAGGCGGCGGCGGCCACCGAUCUGGACGGGCCGACCGGGCGCCAGGCGUCGAGCUCGGACUCGUCGACGGAUUCUGCCUCCGACGCGCGAGCGGCGGCGGCCACCGAGAUGGACAAGCCGAUCAAGCGCCAGGUGUCGAGCUCGGACUCGUCGACGUAUUCAUUCUCGGACACACGAGAGCCGUUGGAUUGCGCGGUUGAUUGGACGACGGCGAACGGCGACGACGACACGUUUUUCGACCUGCCGGAUUUGGGGCUGGCCGCGAGUGGCUCUCACGGCGUGGAUGGGUUAUGUUGCUACGCUCCCACGUGGCUGGAUCCAUUUCCGUGGGAGUGUAACUAG
This is a messenger RNA of Striga hermonthica, 690 nucleotides long. The record is from the annotation of a GenBank genome assembly. Lineage: Eukaryota; Viridiplantae; Streptophyta; Magnoliopsida; Lamiales; Orobanchaceae.